GCGGGUGCUGAAUCCCAGCGUGGGGGUGACCAGGAAGUGGGGAAGACUGGGAAGAACGAGUCGAGCCCAGGAGGUGGUGUAGAGGUGACGGGGCUGAAGGAAACACCUGACGAUGUGGAAUCCCAAUGCCGGGCAGCCAGGGCCAAAUCCGUAUCCCCCUAACAUUGGAUACCCUGGAGGUUCCAAUCCUGUCCAUCCGCCACCUGUCAAUCCUGCCUGUCCACCAGGCCCCUUUCCCACUCCCCCAGGAGCUCCCCAGGGGAAUCCAGCUUUCCCCCCAAUUGGGCCUCCUCAUCUGCCACAACCAGGGUAUCCAGGAUGCCAACCACCAGGUCCCUACCCUCCUCCAUACCCACCACCUGCCCCUAGCAUGCCUCCUGUGAAUCCCUUGGCUCCUGGCAUGGUAGCACCAGGAAUGGUGAUGGACAAGAAGAUGCGGAAGAAAAUGAAGAAAGCUCAUAAAAAGAUGCAUAAACAUCACAAGCAUGGCAAGCAUUCUUCCUCCUCUUCCUCUUCCAGCAGUGACUCUGACUGAAUACAGGGCCUGGACCCUUCCCUCAAGUCUCUCCAGUUCUACUCUCCCAUCAAGCUUCAGAUGCCAUCUUGCACUGGGGGAAAUUAACCCUUGUGUCCUUCUACCCUGCCCUCCCCUAAUCUGAGCCUCACUCUGCUGUUCAGCAUAGGGAAAAUGGGAAAAGGUUGUCAUGGGUUAGUAAAGGCUAUCUCCUCACUGCUCGGUUAGAACUUUUAGCUGAUAAGUUUUGCAAGAGAAAUGUUUUUUGAAAAUAGUGAGACCUUUGAGCUAAACGCUGAAGACAAGUCUAAGAUCUAUAGAACGAUAUUUUGUACUUUCUUUUGUAAUACUUGUGGUUGGGGAGGUGUGGUGAAAAAUUAAUUAUGGGAAGAAAGCAAACAUCGAUCUGUACCUCUCUUGGUAAUUAUUGCACACUUGGGUGAUUUAGUGCCAGGUCCAUUUCCCAGCAGACCUUUAAUGAUUGCACUAACUCCAAGGCUGCUGGGAAGUGGAGUCCAUUUGUUGAUGAGUUUUGACUGCCAUUUUUGGAACUUAAUCUCUACUCCUUAGCUCAGUAUGCUAACUCAAGUCCUCCCUUCAUUCUCUAACUCUCAGUCCAAAUAAAGCUAUUUCUCCUGGU
This is a messenger RNA of Pteropus alecto (black flying fox), 1154 nucleotides long. It is a transcript of the gene PRR13, whose product is annotated as proline rich 13. The coding region runs from base 113 to 535 and encodes 140 amino acids. The transcript is spliced from 4 exons. The record is from RefSeq and is a predicted model, not a curated record. Gene Ontology annotation, cellular component: nucleoplasm. Lineage: Eukaryota; Metazoa; Chordata; Mammalia; Chiroptera; Pteropodidae.